AUGGGAAGAACGUAAAAAGUUAACCACUGUCGUGGAGAAAGGCGACGACAGUGUUAAUAGACAAAAACAAUGCACAUUUCUUACCCUCAUUUACAAUCAUAAAAUUUCAAUGCCAUCGACUCCCAAUCUGAGUCUUACUCUCUCAGCUUUACUUAGAGAAGCUCGGUUGAAAGAGGCACUACACAUUUUACUCACCACUCCAAACCCCGCUGUAAACUCUUCUAUAUAUCUUCAACUAUUGCAGAAUUGCAUUUCCAAGAAAGCUCUUUCAGAGGGUAAACAAAUCCACUCAUACAUCGCUCAUGGCGGAUUUGUUUUUGCUACAGACACAUUAUUUCAAAAUAACGUUAUAAAUAUGUAUGUCAAGUGUGGAAGUUUAGCGGAUGCACGCGAAUUGUUUGACCAAAUGACUAAACGAGAUGUCUUCUCAUGGAAUAUCAUAAUCGCAGCUUACAGAAGAAAUGGAUGUACUCAUGAGGCAUUGACUGUCUUUCACCAAAUGCAACAAACAGGCACCCAACCCGAUCAGUUCACCUUUGCUAGCAUUCUUCCAGCCUGUGCGAAAAUAAAAGAUAUGGAAAAAGGAAUGGAAAUCCAUCAAAAUAUAAUUGAAAUGGGGAUUUUGUCCGAUGUUGUCGCAAAUGCCUUGUUGGACAUGUAUGUGAAAUGUGGAAACAUAGACAAAGCACGUAAACUGUUUGACAAUAUACCUCAAAAAAAUGUUGUGUUAUGGACUGCAAUGAUUGCAGGAUAUGCACAAAUUGGAUUUUAUGACGAGGCUUUAAAGCUUUUCAAAGAAAUGCCUCACAGAGAUGUGAUUUCAUGGAAUGUAAUGAUUGCAGGGUAUGCACAAAAUGGGUUGGUUGAAAAGGCUUUAGAAACUUUUAAGCAAAUGCAAUUGGCAGGUGUAAAGCCCAUCCCCACAACCUUUGCCAGCAUCCUCCCAGGCUGUGCGAAAACGGGAACUUUGCAACAGGGAAUGACCAUCCAUCAGAGUAUAAUCGAGUGCGGAUACUUGUCAGAUGUUGUGAUUGCUAGUGCCCUGGUAGACAUGUAUGCAAAAUGUAGAAGAGUACACACGGCAUAUAAACUGUUUAAGAAAAUGCCACAGAGAAAUGUGGUUUCAUGGAAUGUGAUUAUUGCAGGAUAUGCACAAAAUGGGUUUUUCAAAAGGGCCUUGGAAACUUUUAAGCAAAUGAAGUUGGAAGGUAUUAAGCCAGACUCCACAACGUUUGCCAGCAUCCUCUCAGCUUGUGCGAAAAUGGGAUAUGUGGAACAGGGUAUGGACAUUCAUCAAAGUGCAAUUGAAAAUGGAUUUUUGUCAGAUGUUAUAGUUACCAGUGCCCUGGUAGACAUGUAUGCAAAGUGUGGAAGUGUACAUAUGGCAUAUGAACUGUUUGAGAAACUUCCUCAAAGAAAUGUGAUCUCAUGGAAUGCAAUGAUUUCAGGAUAUGCCCAAAAUGGGUUUGCUGAAAAGGCUUUGGAAACUUUUAAGCAAAUGCAAUUCGAAGGUGUAAAUCCAGACUCCACAACUCUUGCUAGUAUCCUCCCAGCCUGUGCCAAAAUGGGAGCUUUGAAGCAGGGCAAGAUCAUCCAUCAAAUCAUUAUUGAAAUUGGAUUUUUGUCAGAUGUUGUAAUCGUUAGUGCCCUGAUAGACAUGUAUGCAAAAUGUGGAAGCAUAGACAUGGCACGCGAAAUGUUUGAAAAAAUGCCGCAAAGAAACGUGAUCUCAUGGAAUGUUAUGAUCGCAGGCUAUGCACAAAAUGGCUUUUGCAAGGAUGCUCUCAAACUUUUUGAACUAAUGAAGCACUCUGGAACAUACCCUGACCAUGUAAGCUUCACGUGUGUUUUAUUAGCAUGCAGCCAUGUAGGCUUAGUGGAAGAGGGUUGUAAAUACUUCAAUGCCAUGGGUGACUCUUACUGUAUAACUCCUACAAUUAAUCAUUAUAUGUGUGUAGUUGACCUCCUUGGUCGUGCUGGCUAUCUUGAGGAAACGUUAAACUUUAUCAUCAAAAUGCCAGUUAAACCUAUGGUGGUUGUGUGGACAUGCUUGCUUGGUGCCUGUAGAGCGCAUAAGAAUAUAGGUCUAGGAGUAUUUGCUGCAACUCUUCUUUUCGAGCUGGAUCCUAAAAAUGCUGGAAUUUAUGUUCUUCUUUCAAACAUCUAUGCCGAUGCGAAGAGGCGGCACGAGGUUCAAAUGGAGACAGAUCACAUCCACAGACAGAAGAAAUCUAUGCAAAAUUGGAGAAAUUGUCUUGGGAGCUGAAGGUAGCAGGGUAUAUUCCAGAUUCAAAACAUGCACUGAAUGAUGUGGAGGCGGAGGAAAAAGAAUUAUUUCUUAGCCACCAUAGUGAAAAGCUGGCAAUUGCAUUUGGAUUGUUAAACGCUUC
Molecule: messenger RNA, 2390 nt
Organism: Cryptomeria japonica (Japanese cedar)
Lineage: Eukaryota; Viridiplantae; Streptophyta; Pinopsida; Cupressales; Cupressaceae
Product: pentatricopeptide repeat-containing protein At3g09040, mitochondrial-like
Exons: 2
Coding region: 110-2266 (718 amino acids)
Biological process (GO): RNA modification
Cellular component (GO): intracellular membrane-bounded organelle
Molecular function (GO): RNA binding; protein binding
Source: RefSeq, a predicted model, not a curated record